Messenger RNA from Ilyonectria robusta, 1128 nucleotides. RefSeq lists its product as uncharacterized. The transcript is spliced from 5 exons. Bases 1 to 1128 code for a protein of 375 amino acids. The record is from RefSeq and is a predicted model, not a curated record. NCBI's taxonomy places the organism in Eukaryota, Fungi, Ascomycota, Sordariomycetes, Hypocreales, Nectriaceae.
AUGGAAAUAUGGCGUGGCGCCAGCAAUAACAACAACAGCGAAGACGAGGACGAAGACGGCGAUGACGGCGAUGACAACGAUGACGAUAAUACCGGUCACUCCACAUGGCCAUACCGCUACCGACUGCCGCGAGACUCUACUUUGCACGACUGCAACGAAGCUCAUGCUACUCGCCACUGUACUCGCUCUGAAGAGAACGCUACAACAAUCUACGCUGAUGAGCCGAUCAAGUCCGAUGACAGAAUCAAUCGAGAUGCUUUGGCUAGCUUUGGUGGUUACGACAAUUCUGGCAAGCGUGUCAAGAUCCGGAGAGCAGCCCGAGCAGCCCGACAACGUCCACCUUCGGCAUCAACGGCCAGCAAAAAUGCAUUCAAAGCCUUAUCCCGGAAGAUUCGAGAAGACCCAAAUGAGUACGAACCUGAAGAUUCUGGUGGCAUCCCGGUGGUUGAACAAGUCGCACCGCCAACCGAACCCAAAUCUGCUACGCUGGAUGCCAACGAGGUGGCUGUGGAAGUCUCUCUGCUAUUUUAUUGGCGAAAUUCCCGCCUGCGUAGUGACACCCAGUAUAAGGAUAUUUUCGGACGCAGAGAACAGUCAGCCUUUUCGCUCCAGGUGAAGCUAGGGGUCGUCUCAACUUCACCCUUCACAAAAACUAUAGAGCUCGUGGAAAAGUUGCAGGAAACUGUUUCCCGUCUUAGCAUGGGGCCAUUCCGCGAAUUUCAUGUUCGAAUGAACAUCUCCCUUGGACGCUACGUCGAACCAGCUCUCAAUCUGCGAUUCUUCGUCCGGCACGGAUCCGAAAUGGUCAAGUUCCAUCAACUGAGUCUUUCACUGAGACGCAUCGUGGACAAGAUCAGCAUGAACGCCUCGGUGACUGUUCCCGAUUACUUUGAGAACUCUCUGGUUACAUCAGGAGUAGAAGAAAACCACCGUGGCAAUUCAGCUGAUUUCAUCCACCACAUUGCCUCCACAGUUCGAAAACUCCGCUUCGAUUUCGACUGGGCCAACACUUUGUCGAUUCCCUCUAUGGCUGGCAUUGAACCAGACCAGCCAAAAGACGUGCGCACCGUUGCCGAUGCAGUCAAAGAAACCCUUGAACUCCAGGGCAGCAAUUCCCUCACUAUUUGA